Messenger RNA from Amphiprion ocellaris (clown anemonefish), 595 nucleotides. It is a transcript of the gene spcs1, whose product is annotated as signal peptidase complex subunit 1. Gene Ontology annotation, biological process: protein targeting to ER. The coding region runs from base 123 to 431 and encodes 102 amino acids. The record is from RefSeq and is a predicted model, not a curated record. Gene Ontology annotation, cellular component: endoplasmic reticulum membrane; signal peptidase complex. The transcript is spliced from 4 exons. NCBI's taxonomy places the organism in Eukaryota, Metazoa, Chordata, Actinopteri, Pomacentridae.
GGCUCUACGGGUCCUUCUCUAUGCGAAGACGUAUCUUUUUUAAAACCGGAAGCUAAUCUCCUUCGAUUUGGUCUCGCUAAAACCAAAUUCUUUCAGUUUAUGCGUUUAUUUCUCUUGGAAAAAUGCUGUCCAUAUUCAAGUCCAUCCCCACGCAUAUGGAUUACAAAGGUCAGAAGUUGGCUGAACAGAUUUUCCAAGGAAUAAUACUCAUCUCAGCGGUGAUUGGGUUUGUUUAUGGUCUGAUCAUUGAACAGUUUGGGUGGACAGUGUACAUAGUACUGGCUGGUUUUGCUGUGUCUUGUGUGUUGACGCUGCCCCCGUGGCCGAUGUACAGAAAGAAUCCUCUAUCCUGGCAGCCAGUCAUACCAGAGAGCAGCGGGGAACCCAGCCAAAAACCUCAGGAAAGCCUCAAGAAGAAGAAGCACAAAUAAUUCUGAACUAUCCCCGUCUGGCUGUUAAUACAUCUUUUUAUAUGGGAAAUUAUUUUGAAGUUUCUCAUAAUCCACAUUUGAAGCAUUUAGGAAGAAAACUUUGUUACAGUGUUUAUCAGUUAAUAAUGAGCCUUGUGUUUCAAAUAAUAAACAUCUGAUAUGGA